Molecule: messenger RNA, 1356 nt
Organism: Aspergillus ibericus CBS 121593
Lineage: Eukaryota; Fungi; Ascomycota; Eurotiomycetes; Eurotiales; Aspergillaceae
Product: GFA family protein
Exons: 6
Coding region: 171-1013 (280 amino acids)
Molecular function (GO): carbon-sulfur lyase activity
Source: RefSeq, a predicted model, not a curated record
GUGUAAGCGAUUCGAAGAAGAUAAGAAACGAGAGGCUAAAAUUAGUUCUUACUGCCCGAUAGGCCCCCUGUCAGCACCCGUGAUAGGUUCCAGCCACCUAUUUCUUCUCUGUCGCCAUCUGUUGCCAUCUGUUGCCAACUUACAUGUUUUUUGAAUUGUGAUCCAGCUCGAUGGCCCCCUACACAUACGACGGUAACUGCCAUUGCGGAUUAUUCCGAUUUGAACUCCGCCUCCAUCAGCCCCUGGAGACGGUGUAUGCUUGUCAAUGUGAUCUUUGUUCGAAGAAAGGGUACCUCUGGCUCUUUCCCGCCGAGGAUGAAUUUGAAAUCCGGCGAGGAGGCGGGGAGGUCGCCAGGUACCGCGCCCAGGCCAGCCAUGAGGAGCACUUUUUCUGUCCCACGUGUGGUACGGGGAUUUUCGUCAAGGGUCAUAAGACCCCAGCGGGGGGGAUUGGCAUGGGCGUCAAUGCUAGGGCGUUGCUUGAUACCAACCCGUUCGAGUUUAAAGUGGAAAGUUUGGGCGAGGCGUCGCAUGCUUCUGUAACCAUCAGCGAGCCUACACUCGAGGUUGGAAGCGAAGGCUGGAAGGUCUACACGGGCGGCUGCCAUUGCGGUGCGGUCGGGGUCACCGUCCGGACCAAGCCAUUGCCCGAGAUCGAAGUCAAGGAAGAUAAUUGCAGCAUCUGCCAGCGGAAUGCCAAUGUAUGCAUCUAUCCCGACCGAUCUCAGGUCACUUUUCAGGGCGAGGAGAACUUGGUGGAAUACCAGUUUGGCCGGAAAUUCACGGGCCAUCGAUCCUGUGGCGUGUGCGGUGUGCAGGUGGGCAUGAAGCUGCACGGACCCCCGCAAUCGGUGGUGGAGCGGCUACCGGCGGCCAAGCAGGAGAUGAUCCGGCAAACCCUGGCCAUCACGCCGCUCCGUGUGGGCAUCCUGAACGGGGUGGAAUGGUCGGACCUGAAGAUCCAGCGAUCGGAUGAGGGCACCAAGGGAUACGUAGUGGACAAAGACCGCUAGCUGGCAUAUUUGGUAGAUCAAUUGACUUGAUGGUCUUAUCGUCACGGUCCGUGGAUCCCCUCUAAUCGGGGGCCGCGUGAUUGGGCCCUUGCAUCCCUGGGCCUCAGGCUCCAUCCCCAGCCGCCCCUCCUCCUCGUCUUCUCCCUUCCCCUCUUCCUACUUCUCCCUGCCUCCUCCUUUUCUCCCCAGUCCCUCGUUCAAUCGAUCGUUAUCAUUAUCAGAUCUCAAGGAAUGCCCUCUGUCGCAACCGACGGUCUAUCCGUCACCCACGCCGCCAAACAGUCAGGUCCUCCAGACCUCCGUCUGGUCCACUACAAUGACGUGUACCACGUGGAGGAAGGAU